Messenger RNA from Ostrea edulis (European flat oyster), 982 nucleotides. Its product is annotated as neo-calmodulin-like. NCBI's taxonomy places the organism in Eukaryota, Metazoa, Mollusca, Bivalvia, Ostreida, Ostreidae. The record is from RefSeq and is a predicted model, not a curated record. The transcript has 5 exons. Bases 1 to 555 code for a protein of 184 amino acids. Gene Ontology annotation, molecular function: calcium ion binding.
AUGUUUUAUAACCUCCAGGCCUGUGUUCAAUUUUCGAUCCCGCGGUGCCUUGUAAAUCCUCAGAGGUUUAACAUUGAUAGUAACUGUUCCAUCUCCAAGUGCCCAGCUCAACUCAGUCCAGCGGAGGCACAAGAGCUUAUCGACGCGUUUGAGAUUUUCGAUAAAAAUAAAGAUGGGACUAUAUCAAUCGACGAACUUGGAUCCAUACUAAGAGCUGUGGGUCAAAAUCCAUCAAAUGCUAAAUUAGAGGAGAUCAUGAAAAAGGCAGAUAAAAAUGGGGAUGGGGUGCUAAAUAAAGCGGAGUAUGUCAACCUGAUAUCCAGCUACAUGGUAGAUCCAGAAGUGAUGAAAGCCGAACUCAGGGAAGCAUUUAUGACUUUUGAUAAAGCGAAAAAGGGUUACUUAAAUCUGGAACAAAUGACCAAAGCAUUACGAUGUUUAGGAGAGCCUUUAUCAGACAUAGAAAUUAAGCAACUAAUGGAGAUAGCAGACACAAAUCACGAUGGCAAAGUUGAUGUUGAUGAAUUUGUGAAUUGUUUGUGUCAACGGAUAUGAUGCAGUACGAACGGACAGUCACUUUAAAGACAUCCUGGACUUGUGAAGUUCAAUCCUAACGUUUUCCUUCAGUUUUGACAGUAUCUACCUCCUUGUAUGAUUGGCGCCACCCCGUUGUGUAUUUCAGUUGGUCUUCUAGUCUACAUAUUAGUCAGUACACUCUGUUGUAUCACGUGACAUUUCGCUGACUUACAGAUGCUUGAAACAUACGUAUACAUACUACAAGUCUUUCUUUGAAACAAAAGAUGAUCAUACUAAACUCAUUUUAUAAAUCAUACAUGAUUUCAAAACUACACAUUUCCAUAUUUUAUACUGGUCGUGCACAUUUAGGAAAUGUAGAAUUCACAGCGCUUCCGAAAGCUAUACCAAUAUAAAACAAUGGCUUCUUCCAAAGUGCCUAUUCUCACAGGAAGUCUGGCUACAUAAU